Limanda limanda (common dab) is the source of this 1801-nucleotide messenger RNA. RefSeq names its product eukaryotic translation initiation factor 2B, subunit 4 delta (gene eif2b4). NCBI's taxonomy places the organism in Eukaryota, Metazoa, Chordata, Actinopteri, Pleuronectiformes, Pleuronectidae. The record is from RefSeq and is a predicted model, not a curated record. The coding region runs from base 48 to 1652 and encodes 534 amino acids. The transcript has 13 exons.
UAUGGUAGUAGCUGCAGCGGCGGAGGAAGCGAAGCAGCGUCGUAAACAUGGCUGACAGCGCAGUGACAGAUGAACAUGAGACGAAAGAUGAUAUCGAUCGAGCAAAGAAUCAUGGUAAAGAGCUGACCAAGGAGGAGAAGCAGCGGCUGAGGAAAGAGAAGAAGCAGCAGAGGAAAAACAUGGAGAAGAAUGAUGACAAGGAAAGCGAGAAAGAGAAGAAGUCUGUCACGGCAGCUGCUUCAGCAUCUCAGCCUCCAACACAACCAACGACACACAAAGCUCCUCCAGCAGUGCCUGCUCCUGCACCGGUUCCCGUGCCUGCCUCAGAAGCUCCUGCCCCGGCAGACAAGCCCACUAAGAGUAAAGCAGAGCUAAAAGCCGAGAGGCGAGCCCGACAAGAGGCUGACAGGGCGUCCAAACAGGUCAAGAAGGGAGAGGUGGGUCCACAGGCUCCCACUUCCAAACCCAAAGCACCACCCAGCGAGCUGCAGCCAGUGGUGAAGAGGCUCCCAGAACAUGUCCAAGUGGACAACCCGGAUGUUUUAAAGAAACUGGCCAAGAAGCUGGAGAGACAACAGAUCCCGCUGCGGUUAGACUACGGCUACAAAGUCAGUCUGUUUUCUCACCUGCACCAGUACAGUCGCAAAUCUCCCCUUACACAACAACUCAGCAUUCCUUCCACAGUGAUUCAUCCUGCCAUUGUACGCCUGGGCCUCCAGUAUUCACAGGGAAUUGUGGCCGGAUCCAACGCUCGCUCUGUAGCCCUGCUACACGCCUUCAAACAGGUUAUAAGGGACUAUACCACGCCUCCUAAUGAGGAACUAUCUAGAGACUUGGUCAGCAAACUGAAACCUUAUAUCAGUUUUGUAAAUCAGUGUCGCCCUCUGUCAGCCAGCAUGGGUAACGCAAUCAAAUACAUCAAGAAGGAGAUCUCCAAUAUUCCUAGCCAGUGCAAAGAAGAAGAGGCAAAGAGCAAACUGCUGACCUGCAUCGAUAGCUACAUUGAUGAGAAGAUCGUUCUUGCUGCUAAAGCUAUUGCCAAGUAUUCCAUUGAGAAGAUCAAUGAUGGAGACGUCAUCCUAGUUUAUGGAUGCUCAUCACUAGUCAACCACAUCCUGUGCGAGGCCUUCAACAAGAACAUCAAGUUCCGUGUGAUCGUGGUGGACAGCAGGCCGCGGCUGGAGGGCAGGGAGGCCCUGAGGCGCCUGGUCCAGGGAGGCAUCCGCUGCACCUACGUCCUCAUCUCGGCCGUCUCGUACAUCCUUCCAGAGGUAUCGAAGGUGUUCCUCGGGGCUCACGCUCUGCUGGCCAACGGUUACGUCAUGUCCCGUGUGGGAACGUCACAGAUAGCUCUGGUGGCCAGAGCCUUUAACGUGCCUGUGCUGGUGUGUUGUGAGACCUACAAGUUUUGUGAGAGGGUGCAGACGGAUUCCUUCGUGUCCAAUGAGCUCGAUGACCCAGACGACCUCAUCGUGACCCGUAAAGGAAAGACUCAGCUGGAGGACUGGCAUCAAGUGGACUUUCUCGGCCUGCUCAACCUAGUGUAUGACGUGACGCCGCCGGACUUCGUGGACCUGGUCAUCACAGAGCUGGGAAUGAUCCCGUGCACCUCGGUCCCCGUAGUGCUGCGAGUCAAAAACGUGGACCAGUGAUCGGCCUCGGGUCUCACAUCAGUCUGAGCCAAGAGGCUGUUUCUGCUGCGUCUAGAUCAUGGGGAAAUUGUGUGCGUGAACGCUUGCACACAACACAACAAAAAAUAUCUUGCAAUAAAUAUAUAUCUGAAAUGGCAUAUGUUUUUAAA